AUGUCCCAUGGCGACAUACUUUAUGGACCGCCCAGUGGUCCGCCGCCCAUACUAUUACCGGCUGAGGUCCAUCAUAUCGCUCGCCAUGGAUGGCUUCCGGUCACGCUACCAGAACAUCUGUCUCAUGCGUUGCAACGGCUCCAGGUAGCAGCGUGCGACUUCUUCUCCCUCGAGGCUGAGCAGAAGCGCCUGCUAUACCCUUUAAGUCGCGGCACAGAAUGUGGUUUCUACGAGGUUCCAGCGGAGAAGCAGUAUGUGACAAUACGCCACACGAUUCAUGACAGCUCAUGCUUGGAGACAUGUGCUCGAGAAGUUUCGCGGGAUGCCACGGCCUUUCUCCACCGAAUAUUAUGCGACAUAAGCCGUGCUGGUGGCUAUGGCCUCGAUGCCUGGAAUGGCAUGCUAGACGGUUCACACGAAAUGCCUGAGGAUGCCAAGAGGCUCGACGAUGUGACGACGCAGCUACGUCUUUUCCAGUACGAACCAAUGACAGGCAUAGCCACAGAACAUGUCGACAUAGGUCUGCUCACGUUGUGCGUGAGCGACACACCAGGUUUACAGGUGCUCGACAGAUUUACGACACCACAUCGAUGGAUAGAUACCAUCGGACCGAUCGUGCUGGUCGGUGACAUGACUAGAGCGUUAUUCCGUAGCCAGGUGCGUGCUGGUAUGCAUCGUGUCGCCGGAAAUCCAGAUGGACGCAACAGCAUAGUCUAUGCCUUGCGACCGUGCUUGAAAGGUAUGGUGGACUUGGCAAGUUGGGGCGGUGAAGGCCAAGUCGACACCCGAGACUACUUCCUUAAGAUCAAAGGGAGUAGGCACAACAUUAAUGCUACUCAUGAUAUUAGGGAGACUCAAAAGUCUAAUCAGCUUAGGAAAUGCCAGGUUGUGCUAUCUGGUACCGGCUGA
Molecule: messenger RNA, 909 nt
Organism: Recurvomyces mirabilis
Lineage: Eukaryota; Fungi; Ascomycota; Dothideomycetes; Mycosphaerellales; Teratosphaeriaceae
Exons: 1
Coding region: 1-909 (302 amino acids)
Molecular function (GO): 2-oxoglutarate-dependent dioxygenase activity
Source: RefSeq, a predicted model, not a curated record